Limanda limanda (common dab) is the source of this 1145-nucleotide messenger RNA. Its product is annotated as M1-specific T cell receptor beta chain-like. NCBI's taxonomy places the organism in Eukaryota, Metazoa, Chordata, Actinopteri, Pleuronectiformes, Pleuronectidae. Bases 17 to 940 code for a protein of 307 amino acids. The transcript is spliced from 7 exons. Gene Ontology annotation, biological process: cell surface receptor signaling pathway. Gene Ontology annotation, cellular component: plasma membrane. The record is from RefSeq and is a predicted model, not a curated record.
CUCCUUUACAGUCAAAAUGAUUCCAAGCUUCACCACCUUGACUCUCUUUCUACUCUGGGCAUCAGGAGUUUCUCAUUCUGUGCUGAUCACUCAGUGGCCCCAGUACAUCUCAAGGUCUCCCAGUGGCUCGGCAGAAAUGCACUGCUACCAGAAUGACACCGACUAUCAGUAUAUGUAUUGGUACAAACAGCCGAGAGGAACACAACCUCAGUUAAUGGUUUAUGUAGUGGGCAGCUCUGCAACCUAUGAAGAAGGAUUCAAAUCUGGCUUUGAGGCAAAGAUAUCGCAGAAGAAGCAGUGGUCUCUGAAGAUCACCAGCGCUCAGAGGAAAGAUGAGGCUGUGUAUCUGUGCGCUGCCAGUCUACACAGUGCUGUGACAGACACCGAUUUCCAGUCCGAGGCGUACUUUGGAGCUGGAACUAAACUCACUGUUUUAGAGUAUGCAGUCAAGCCACCAAAUGUGGAGGUGCUCAGACCAUCAGCAAAAGAGUGUCGAAACCCUCUGGACAAUGAAAGACAGAAGACCUUAGUGUGUGUGGCCAGUGAUUUCUACCCGGACCAUGUCAGUGUAUUCUGGCAGGUUGACAAUCACAUCGUCACCAGCGGUGUAGUAACGGACGAAGCUGCCCUGCGGGAUGGCAACUUCUACAAAAUCACCAGCCAGCUGAGGGUCUCUGCUGAAGACUGGUACAAACCCGAGAGUACAUUUGAGUGCUUCGUCAGUUUUUUCAAUGGGACGGGAUAUACCAAUUAUUCCUCAUCCCUAAUCAAUGGUGAAACAGCUCCAGCCGUCGUCCUGACCAGAGAUGAAUAUCUGAGGAUCACACAGAAAGCCAAACUCUCUUACGGCGUGUUCAUCGUCAAGAGCUGCGUCUACGGAGCCUUCGUGGCCUUUUUGGUUUGGAGACUACAGAGUUCAACUGAAAAGCCGAAAAACUGAGACCUGAGCUGGGAGGAAAAUGAAGGGUUGCUUUCUGUAAAUAAAACUGAAUAAAACAUAGUGGCUAUAUUUCUGUAAAGCUGAAUGUUGCAGUGUAUUUUUACUCAUUUAUAAAUCAGGGUAGAUAACAGCCUCUUUGCUUAUUCUUAUCAAUAACUCAAAUAUAUGACUGUAAUCAAGAUAGUUUGGCAUCAGGUUUUUUAUU